Messenger RNA from Gamsiella multidivaricata, 839 nucleotides. Its product is annotated as Imidazoleglycerol-phosphate dehydratase-domain-containing protein. The record is from RefSeq and is a predicted model, not a curated record. Gene Ontology annotation, molecular function: imidazoleglycerol-phosphate dehydratase activity. Bases 94 to 693 code for a protein of 199 amino acids. Gene Ontology annotation, biological process: L-histidine biosynthetic process. NCBI's taxonomy places the organism in Eukaryota, Fungi, Mortierellomycota, Mortierellomycetes, Mortierellales, Mortierellaceae. The transcript is spliced from 4 exons.
AUAUCUCUCACUCCGCCCACUGGACCACUUCCCUCUUUCCUCCUUUCCUUCUUCCCCUCUUCCUCCUUUCCUUCCACAUACAUACUCAACACCAUGGCCACUCCAGCAAGAACCGCUACCGUCGCGCGCAAGACCAACGAGACCGACAUUCAGAUCUCUUUGUCCAUGGACUGCGCUGGUGCCCAGGCCAUCGACAUCGACUCGGGAAUCGGUUUCCUCGACCACAUGUACCACGCUCUGGCGAAGCACUCUGGCUGGUCCCUAUCUCUGAAGUGCAAGGGUGAUCUGCACAUUGAUGACCACCACACUGCUGAGGAUACCGCCAUAGCCCUCGGCAUGGCCUUUAAGCAGGCCCUCGGAGAGCCUCGUGGAAUCAGACGAUUUGGAUCAGCGUACUGUCCCCUGGAUGAGGCUCUGUCAAGGGCGGUUGUUGAUAUCUCUGGUCGUCCCUUUGCUGACAUCAACUUGGAUCUCAAGAGGGAAAAGAUUGGUACCCUCUCCUGCGAGAUGAUCCCCCAUGUCCUUCAGUCAUUUGCACAGGCAGGAGGUAUCACUCUCCACGUCGAUGUGCUCAAGGGCGUCAAUGACCACCACAAGGCAGAGAGUUCGUUCAAGGCAUUAGCCGUUGCACUCAAGACGGCUGUGGAGAGGACUGGGACAAACGAUGUCCCCAGUACGAAGGGGGUGCUGUAAGGACCAUGGAUGCGGCGUUGGUCGUUUACGGACUGAAUAGCGUAUAUCAUUGUCAUGUCGUUAGAGGCAUGUUGAUGGCUCGAUACAAUGUAAUAAAAAAUAAUGCUUGAGGCAAGAGCGUACCUUCGUUCUUCACGUUGCUCGUA